Penicillium atrosanguineum is the source of this 342-nucleotide messenger RNA. RefSeq lists its product as uncharacterized. Bases 1 to 342 code for a protein of 113 amino acids. The record is from RefSeq and is a predicted model, not a curated record. Lineage: Eukaryota; Fungi; Ascomycota; Eurotiomycetes; Eurotiales; Aspergillaceae. The transcript has 4 exons.
AUGUCUUCCGCUCCCACCAAGAAAGAAUUCCUCUGCAUCCUCCCGGACAAGCCCGGCAUACAGGCCAAGCGUCUCGAAGUUCGGCCUACCCACCUUGCUGGUGUUAAGCCUAAUGUUGAAUCGGGCUUCAUCGUUGCUGGCGGUGCCAUGCUUGAGGCUCACCCGGCUGAUGGCGAGUCUCCUUCCUUUAAGGGUAGCAUGAUGCUCGCUGUUGCUGAGAGCGAGGCUGAGGUUCGCGCCUUGUUGGAGAAGGAUAUCUAUGUUACCAGCGGUGUGUGGGAUAUGGAGAAGGCUCAGAUUAUUCCGUUCAAGUCUGCUGUGCGUGAGCAGCUCAAGCUGUGA